AUGACAAAGUUUAAAAAAAAUGUAGCGAGACAGACAUAUGGACAAAGAAAAGAUGCUUCCGGUCGUGAGUUCGAGGUCCGGAGCCUGGGGAUUCAAGUCAAAUCCACUCAAAGCUCCAAAGGAUCUCAAGUCAAACCGGAGAACAUCAUCGGUCUUCUUCACUUGAAAAACGUCGCCACCGAUUCCACCGUCCACCACACAGUUGAGAUUCAGUGCGAUUCCGAACCAACACCGCAACCGAUCGUCAUCCAGUCUUCCAUCGAUUCUGAAAAUAAAAAAUUAGAUAUGAAAGAUGAAAUGUACAAAAGGAUCGGGAGAGCUCUUUGUGCAAUCAAAUCAGACACUUUUCCGAAAAUUCCCACCAAAAAAAACAUAAAAAACAGUGGGGAGGAAAUAAUGCGAAAUGUGACAAAUGUUAUUAAUAUUAUGAGAGCCUCAAUUGGCGAAGAUGUUCGACACACAUUUUUGAAAAAUAUGAUCGAUGCGACGUCAAAAGUUUGUGGAAUUUCCAGAAAUACGGUUAUCAAUAGAACCCCGGAAAGAGAAAUGAAACCAAAAAAACGUCUCCGGGAUAUGAGUAGAAAGGAAAAAUGUCGUCGUUAUGUAUCUGAGCUACCGAUGCUGACAAGAUCGAGAAUCAUUGGGCGGAUUCAUGAAAUGUGGAGAAAUGGGAAAGAUGUAACAAGUGAAGAUUUAUGGAAGUGGUCAAAAGAAAAUUUGUCUUUCACUAAAGGCAAAACCGUUUUCCUCCACGUUCUCCGCGGUCUGGGAUUCCUAUAUAAAAAGAAGGACCACAAUACAGUUGUUGAAGAGCGUCUGGAUAUUAUCAAAAGACGUGGAAUCUACUUGAAUGAGAAAAAGAAGUGGGAUGAGAAAAAUGCUUUCUAUGGUUCUUGUGACGAGACGUGGGCCCAUGACGGGAUGGUGAGACGAUAUGGUUGGCAACAUAGUAAUGGAGGGAACUACAAAAGAGCGAGAAUGAGUGAUUUAGAAGCUCCUCAGGCAGGACCACAACAAGGAAAAGAAAGAGGGAAAAGAAUCAUUGUGGCUGCCGUUCUGACUGAAAAAGGAGUGUUGCCUGGUUCUGAGCUUUUGUUGAUUUCUGGAGUAAAUGUAGAUGAGCAGAAGGCUGACUACCAUCGUGACAUGGAUGGGGACAAUUUUGAGCGGUACUACAAAACCAUUGUCCCACUCCUUGCAGCCGAAGCUCAAAAAGAAGGGCGUCCUGCCGUGUUAAUCGUCGACAACGCCCCGUAUCAUUGCAAGGCAAUCAAGAAACCACCAACAUCUGGGUCAUCGAAACAAGAAAUUCAGGCAUUUUUGACUGAAAACGGCCUUAAAUUCUUCAAAAAACAGAACAGAGAUGUUCUCUAUGAUCUAGUCAAGGCCUUUAUUGACUGUAACGGUGGAAGAGAAGCUUUCACCACAUAUGAGUUCGAUGAGUACGCCAAGAGCCACGGAGUCACAGUUCUGCGAUUACCACAGUACCACUGUUUUUUCAAUCCAGUGGAAUUACUGUGGUCACAGCUGAAACAGCACCUCCGUAAAGAAGGAAACACGACGGAUACUGCCGAAACUGUUCGUACUCGUGCGCUACGUUUCCUGCAGAAUUUCCGUGACGUUUCCUCGAAAGAUCUCUUCGCACACACACAAAAAAUCGAGCAAGAUGUGAGAGAAAUGAGUGAAGAGAGAAUGCUCACCUUGAGUGAAGAGCACUUCGAUCUUCUUUACGACGUCGACGACGAGGGACGUCUCAUCAAUGUCACCAUCGAUGGCGAUGACGUCGACAAUGGAGACUUCUUUGAUUCUUUCUGUCUUUCAGACGAUUCUUCCGAUGAUUCUUUUGAUGAUUCUGAUGACGAUGAGGAGCUGAUUAUUGAUUACACCGAAAUGGUCUAA
This is a messenger RNA of Caenorhabditis remanei, 1899 nucleotides long. RefSeq lists its product as uncharacterized. The transcript has 5 exons. The record is from RefSeq and is a predicted model, not a curated record. Lineage: Eukaryota; Metazoa; Nematoda; Chromadorea; Rhabditida; Rhabditidae. Bases 1 to 1899 code for a protein of 632 amino acids. Gene Ontology annotation, molecular function: nucleic acid binding.